CUGUAAACUCGCCUUGUCCGCCAUCGGCCUUCCUCCACAGGUAAUGCAUGCAGCUCCAGCUCACUGACGAAGCUCCCGUGGGGCUUGGAGUGGGAGGAGAUACAGAUGCAGCUAAGGUUGUAUCACAUUCGGAGCAAAAUCGAAAAUAUACCUCCGUGACAUAUUCUCAAGAUCUCUUUCUCCCUCUCAUUCAUGUGUCGGUGAUACUCCAUCAUCCAAACUCGCAAAAUGAGGCACGCACGCUUACUAGCAACGAGGAUACCUCAUUCCCGCCGGGAAUUCUCCUCUUCCAGCGCCAGGCGAGCCAUCAACAAGAUAUGCGACUCGGCACAAGAAGCGAUCAAAGACAUGAAAAGCAGCACCACGCUGCUGGUAGGAGGAUUUGGAUUUUCCGGUGUCCCGAAUUCUCUUAUCAAUGCCUUGAGGGAUAGGAAGGAUUUACAGGAUUUCACGGUGGUGUCGAAUAAUGCUGGGAUGCCGGGCGUUGGGUUAGGCCAGUUACUAGAAACGAGGCAGAUUAGCAAAAUGAUAGCUUCGUUCAUUGGUGAAAACAAGGCGUUUGAGAAGAUGUACAUUUCUGGAGACUUGGCACUGGAACUCACGCCUCAGGGGACAAUGGCUGAGAAAUGUGCUGCGGGUGCUGCUGGCAUACCUGCUUUUUACACUCCUGCUGCAUAUGGCACAAUUGUCCAAACCGGCGAACUCCCCGUCCGCUACAACCCCGACGGCACCAUCGCCAUCAAAUCCAAACCGAAAGAAACCCGCGACUUCAACGGCAAAUCCUACGUCAUGGAAGAGUCCAUCUUCGGCGACUACGCCUUCGUCAAAGUCCACAAGGCCGACCGAAUGGGCAACUGCACGUUCCGCCUCGCACAGAACAAUUUCAACGAAGCCAUGGGCAAGAACGCCAAGGUGACGCUUGUGGAAGCCGAUGAGAUUGUCGAGGUGGGCGAGAUCCAGCCGGAGAAUAUCCAUUUGCAAGGGGUGUAUGUCACGAAGGUUAUUAGGAGUACGGAGGAGAAGAAGAUUGAGAAGUUGACGUUUAAGAAGAAUAAAGAGGAGGCGAAGGAUGAGGUCGCCUCAUCAAACACCACAAGCCGCGAACGAAUAAUAAAACGAGCCGCCCAAGAAUUCACAGACGGUAUGGUUGUCAACCUCGGAAUCGGCAUGCCACUAAUUACACCCGCCUUCCUCGAGCCCGGCAUUGAAGUCGUCCUGCAAUCCGAAAACGGUAUCCUUGGUAUGGGCGGCUACCCUGAACCAGGCCAGGAAGAUCCGGAUCUGAUUAACCCUGGAAAAGAGACUGUUACACUUGCGCCUGGUGCGUCGCUGUUUGGGAGUCAUGAGAGUUUUGGUAUGAUUAGAGCGGGCAGGGUGGAUUUGACGAUGCUGGGGGCUUUGCAGGUUGGCAUGUAUGGUGAUCUUGCGAAUUUCAUGCUCCCAGGAAAGGUCAAAGGUAUUGGCGGAGCGAUGGAUCUCGUAGCCAACCCUGAAAAGACCAAAGUGGUAGUCACCAUGGACCACGUCGACAAAAAAGGCAACCCCAAAAUCCUCAAGCAAUGCACAUUCCCCCUCACUGGCCGAAAAUGUGUCUCGAGAAUCAUUACAGAGCUAGCUGUCUUCGACGUCAGUCAUACUGAAGGGUUGACACUGAUUGAAGUUGCGGAUAGGGUGAGUGUCGAGGACGUUAAGGCGAAGACGGAGGCGCCGUUUAGGGUUUCGGAGGAUCUGAAGACCAUGCAUGUGUAGGGAAGAUGUAGAUAGAUUGAGAUGC
Messenger RNA from Cadophora gregata, 1774 nucleotides. RefSeq lists its product as uncharacterized. The coding region runs from base 229 to 1749 and encodes 506 amino acids. The record is from RefSeq and is a predicted model, not a curated record. Gene Ontology annotation, biological process: ketone body catabolic process. The transcript has 7 exons. Lineage: Eukaryota; Fungi; Ascomycota; Leotiomycetes; Helotiales; Ploettnerulaceae. Gene Ontology annotation, molecular function: succinyl-CoA:3-oxo-acid CoA-transferase activity.